Pedinophyceae sp. YPF-701 is the source of this 3195-nucleotide messenger RNA. The record is from the annotation of a GenBank genome assembly. Lineage: Eukaryota; Viridiplantae; Chlorophyta; Pedinophyceae.
AUGAUGCAGCGUGCGGGCUCUCUCGCGCCGGCGGGGCUCCCGCAGCUCCGCCGGGACGGAAGGCGCGUGAAGUCGCGGACGACACGGCCAGUCGUCGUGGCCGCGGAGGGCGAACGAGUGCGGAACCCGUACUUCCCGCCACAGCGUGAUGGCAUCGACGGCGCGCUGGCGUCCAUGCCGACGCCCGUGGCUAUGGGCGUCGCCGGCCUGCUCACUGCCGCUGCGGCGGCAGCAGGUGUCAAGGUCGGCGGUUCCGCUGCGGGCAAGCCAGGACAGGUGAUCGGCGGCGCGGCCGCGGCCGCUGCCGUCGUCGCGGGCGCGAAGCCCCUCGCGGACCGCCGCAAGAAGCUCUCGGUCGGCGAGCUCCAGGAGGUGCUGUCGGGCCUCGACGACCCGCGCGAGCUGACGCCCGACAUGGUCGCGGCCGUCGCGGCCAAGUUCGGCGUGGACCUCCCGACCGAGAUGGGCUUCGAGCUCCGCCCGAUCCUGUUCGCGUUCAUCGACGCCGUCAUGCCCGGCACCGGCGGCAAGCUCACCGGCAGCGAGCCCGCCACCAUCCGCGCCUUCGCGGCGACGAUCGGCGUCCAGGACGAGGACCUCGCGGCCGCGUUCAUCGACUACGGCCGCCAGAUCAACCGCUCGCGGUUCGAGACGUCCUCGCGCGCCGCCAGCCGCGACGAGGCGCAGUCGUUCAAGCGCUGCAUCUACGUCGCCACCCGCACCCUCGGGGAGCAGAAGUCGGCCUUCCUGCUGCCCUGGGCGCGCCUGUUCGACAUCUCGCCCGAGCUGGUCGUCAUCGCGAAGCGCGACUGCGCGAAGCAGCUCCUCCAGGACACCCUCGGCGGCUCGGAGAUCACGCUGGACGACGCCUCGGUGUCGGCCAUCAAGGCGCGCGCCGCCGACCUGGGGCUGCAGGAGGCCGUCACGGGCGAGGUCGUGAACGAGCUCGCGCGCAAGCAGGUCGAGGGCGCGCUCGACCGCGCCGUGAACGUCGUCAAGGCGCGCACCCGGGAGCGCGACGACGCUGCCAUCAUGAAGGAGCUCACCUUCGCGCUGGGCUUCAACGAGCGCCUCGCCGCGCUCGGCGCCGCGGGGGACGCCGGCAUUCCGGGCCUGCGGCCCGUGACGAUGCUCGAGUCGGACAAGGUCGGUUCGUGGGGCUCGAACCUGCGCGCGCUGUUCCGGGCGUACGUGGAGCACAACACCCGCGACAAGAUGAGCGACGCCGCGGAGGCGUCGCUCGGGCCGCUCCAGAAGCUCCUCGCGAUGGGCCCGAAGGACGCGGACGCGAUCUCGCUGGCGGUCAAGUCGGACGCGUACCGGCGCAAGCUGCGGGAGGAGUACCGGUCGGGCCGCCUCGAGGCGGCCGAGUCCCCCGCGGGGGUGUUGAACACGCUGGUCGAGGACCUGCACAUGGACGGCGACGUGGCGAUGAAGAUCAACCGCGAGGUGUUCGAGCUGCGCUGGGACCAGCUGCUCGAGGGCAAGAAGCUGACGGAGGAGGGCGAGGCGGAGCUGACGUCGCUGCGGCGCGUGCUGUGCAUCACGGACGAGAUCGCGGCGCAGAUCCGGAAGGACAAGACCGGCAAGUUCUACACGCGCGCGCUCGGGGAGGCGUUCGAGGCCGGCGCGGACGGCUUCGGGCUGCCCGAACGCAACAUGGUCAAGAAGGUGAUGUCGGACUACCGCAUUGCGCACGAGACGGCGGUGGACCUGCUCAAGGAGUCGGCGCGCGCGGCGUACAUGACGUUCAUCAACCAGUCGCGCACGAAGGGCACGCCGCUGGAGCGCGCGCGCGAGCUCAAGCGGCUGGUGUUUUUCAGCGAGUCGGUGGUGGCCCCCCUCCUCGAGGACGCCAAGGGCGAGGAGUGGCUGGAGCGCGACAAGCAGGAGGCCAAGGAGAAGCGCAAGCAGAUGAAGGAGAUCCAGAAGAUCAUGAAGGAGGCCCAGGAGAAGGCGAAGAAGGAGGAGGAGGAGGGGGAGGGGGAGUCGGCGGAGUCCCCCGCCGCGGAGGCGGAGGUCGUGGAGCCCGAGGUGGCCGCGGAGGCCGCGCCGGCCGCCGAGAAGAAGAAGGAGGACGACGAGGAGGAGGGCACGAUCACGAUCGAGGCCGAGGAGGCCACGCCGACCGCUGAGAAGAAGGAGGAGGAAGAGCCGAAGCCCGAGGCUGCGGAGGCCGAGGAGGACGAGGAGGACGAGGAGGACGAGGACGACCCGGCGAUGGCGAUGAUGAUGGCGGGCCCCGCGGACAUCAACCUGUCGGAGGAGCUCGACAUUCGCGACCGGAAGGACAUUUACAAGAACUACCUGCAGUACGCGAUCACGGGCGACGUGGUGACGGGCCCGAUGGGGACGGUCAUGCAGACGGAGCGCGACCCGAAGGAGUUCGAGCGCCUGAGCUCGCUGGGCAAGGUGCUCGGCCUCGGGCAGCAGGACACGGUGGAGAUCCACCAGGGCAUGGCGGAGCAGGCGUUCCGGGCGCAGGCCGAGGGGCUCGUCGCGGACGGCCGCGUGACGGAGGACCGCGAGGCGCGGCUGAAGGACCUGCAGACGCAGCUCGGGCUCCCGGACUCGUCCCGCGAGAAGAUCGUGAACGGCAUCAUGAACAAGAAGCGCGUCGAGGAGCUGUCGUCGCUGCGGGCCGCGGGGCAGCUGACGCUGGACAAGGUCAUGGAGGUGGUCGAGGCGUCGGGCGACCCCGAGGGGCUCAAGACGUCGCUGCCGGAGGACGUCCGCAAGGGGCUGUACCGCGACUACUACGAGGGCACGAUGCAGAACGGCAAGGGGGAGUUCUCGGCGGAGGAGGUGUUCGUGAACGUGCCGACGAAGCUCGGGCUCGAGGCGGACAAGCUCAAGUGGCAGGUGACGAAGGAGGCCGGGACGCGGAAGAAGCUGGCGGUGACGCAGGCCAUGUCGGACUACCGGCAGGGCCGCGCGGCGGACGCGGAGGCGGCGCUGAACAACGUGGUGAGCUGCCAGCGGGCGAACCCGGACGCGGAGUACGGCACGCAGAGCGAGGACGACCGCAAGGACAUUGUGUGCUUCUACGUGUCGCGCGUGGAGGAUGCGGAGAAGCGGGGGGACCUGGUGGCGGCGCUGCGGCUGCCGGAGGGCGCGCUCGCGGAGUGCGAGGCGGCCGUGAGCAGCGGCGCGUGGACGCCCAAGCAGAUCGUGGACGACAAGUCGUUCUUCUAG